Messenger RNA from Seminavis robusta, 1304 nucleotides. The record is from the annotation of a GenBank genome assembly. NCBI's taxonomy places the organism in Eukaryota, Bacillariophyta, Bacillariophyceae, Naviculales, Naviculaceae.
CAUUGAAGGUGUCAACUACUGUAAAGAUCCCAAGUCGUUGCUAGCUAGCUAGUAGCCAAGAGUCCUGAAAGACAACAACCAUCGGCUGAUUGAAUCGAAUCGAAUCAUCUGGACUGCUAAUAUAUUGCAGUAAAAGUUACGCUGGGCAUCACCAAAGUACUUAUUGUUGACCAUGACAUCUCUAGUAGCAGUAGUAGGAAGCAGAAGCGCGCCUUUACUGGCAAUCUGUUUGCUGUUUGCGUGCCUCGCACAAACCAACCUGGCUCUUUCGCCCACACAACAAACCACUCGACGCGUUGCCCUCGCACAGACUGCUAUUCCCUUGAUAGGAGUAUUACCAACGUUCGCGGCUACCGCAGCAGCAGAAGAAGAGUAUCAAGAUGGUCCCGAAGGACUCAAAUAUGUCGUCACCAAGACGGGCACGGGACCCAAACCACAACGGGCACAAAAGAUUCAGACCAGCUACACACUCUGGAUCAAUGGAUUUCCAGACGACCCAAACAAUCCAAUCAAGAGCAAACAAAUCGACAGCAGCACCAAACCCAUUCUCGGCGAUCAACCCUUCAAAGUCCGGGCUGGAGUCAGUCAAGUCAUUCGAGGAUGGGAUUUGACACUGUUGGAUAUGCAACAAGGAGAAGCCAGACGAUUGAUUGUCCCGCCAGAAUUGGGAUACGGGAGCAAGGGAGUUGGACCCAUUCCGGGAGGCGCCACGUUGUAUUUUGAAAUGCAACUCACCAAAGUGGAACCCCUGGAAGAAUUGACGGACGAUGCCAAAAAAUGGUUGGCGGAACAUCCAUUGUAGCUACAGUAGUAUUACAGUAGCUGGAAUAAUAGCUGGAAUAUACGGCAGGAUAGUAGCAUGUAGGCAUCACAAUCCCUUUGUACGAAUCAAACGCAAGGGUCUCUUCGAAGCCUAUUUUAUCGGAGAGCAUUACUACGACUCGACUCGACUCGACGCGUAGUAGUCUACAAUGUCAUGUACUCUAAACCCCCCCCUAUCUAGAGUAGUUCUCUGAGCAAGAUGAGGUUUUGCGGUGUGCCCGAGGUUAUGUAGUAGAAUCGAAUUUGUUUGGGGGCUGUCAGAUGCCUCAAGGGCUACGCCCCAUGUCAACAAAAGACACCAUGUUAUCGACCCAGAUGGCCAUGACGAAUCAUGGGUGUUCACAAAGUGGCACCGUCAUGAUUAAAAUAAUGCGCGUCAGAAUCUUUGCCCGAGGUUAUGCAGUAGAAUGAUUCAAUCUCAUUAGCCAACCUAACUCACAAUUCAAAUCUAAGCAAAGUUGUAAACAAAACUACUUUCUACU